This is a messenger RNA of Phragmites australis (common reed), 1245 nucleotides long. Its product is annotated as 3-ketoacyl-CoA synthase 6-like. Lineage: Eukaryota; Viridiplantae; Streptophyta; Magnoliopsida; Poales; Poaceae. Gene Ontology annotation, molecular function: acyltransferase activity, transferring groups other than amino-acyl groups. Gene Ontology annotation, biological process: fatty acid biosynthetic process. The transcript is spliced from 3 exons. Gene Ontology annotation, cellular component: membrane. Bases 10 to 1245 code for a protein of 411 amino acids. The record is from RefSeq and is a predicted model, not a curated record.
CGCGCCAGCAUGAGUUCUUCAACAAUUCAGAAGUGCCACAAAACCGUCUACCGGCAGAUCGUAGACAACUUGCUCCCGAUAGUCCGAGUCCCACUCGCCAUUGCAGCAGCUAUCAUUGUGAUGGCAAGAAUCAAGCCUGAUGAGUUGGCUGGUCCAAUUCAAGCCCUCAGUCAUGCACACAUCUUGUUGAUUUUGUUCUUCUUGGCCACCGCAGUGAUUGUCUACAUCAUGCAGCGCCCACGCACGGUGUACCUCAUCGACUACGCCUGCUUCCGUGCCACAUAUAAUUACCGUGUUCCCUUUGCCUCUUUCGUUGAGCAUUUCCGCCAGGACACCCACUUCAGCGAAAGUAGCAUCCGGUUUGUGACACGCCUUCUUGAGCGAUCGGGCCUCGGUGAGGAGACAUGCUUGCCUACAACGAGUCAAUACAUUAACCCUUUCCAGCACUGCACGUUGAAGGCUGCUCGCGAUGAGGCUGAACUCGUUGUGUUCUCGGCCAUUGAUGAUUUAUUUGCCAAGACAAGCAUUGCCCCUGUCUCCAUUGACAUUCUUGUCAUAAAUUGCAGCGGAUUUAAUCCAACACCUGCUCUUCCCGAUAUGAUUGUUAACAAGUACAAGAUGCGUAGCGACAUUCGCAACGUCCACCUAUCUGGAAUGGGCUGCAGCGCGGGGUUAAUCUCAAUUGAGCUUGCGAAGAACCUCCUGCAGGCCAUGCCCCAAGUGGAGGAUGAUAAGAGAAACACAGGGGUCAAUCUCACCAAGGACAUCAUUGUCGUUGCUGCUAGCACGCUCAAGGCCAACAUCGCCACCAUUGCACCGCUCAUCCUUCCGGCCUCUGAGAAGCUUCUGUUUGCAUUGUCCUUCAUAUCAAAAUAUAUUAUAAAAAUGAGGGUCAAUUUAUACAUGCCUGACUUCCUCACAGCAUUCGAGCACAUUUGCAUUCAUGCAGGUGGUCGUGAAGUAAUUGAUGAGGUCAAACGCGGCCUAUGCCUGUCAGAUGAGCACACCGAGCCAUCAAGGAUGACACUACAUCGAUUCGGUAACACAUCUAGUAGCUCCCUGUGGUACGAAUUGGCAUACAUCGAGGCCAAGUGUCGCAUGCGCAAGGGUAAUCGGGUGUGGAUGAUUGGGUUUGGAUCAGGGUUCAAGUGCAACAGUGCAGUAUGGGAGUGCAUUGUUCCCGCCCACAAUGUAGAUGGACCUUGGGCCGGGUGCAUCCAUCGCUAUCCCGUGCAUAUCCCCUAA